UUUCGCCCUGUUGUGGAAGUGAAAGAUGGCAGGGCGAAAAUCACGGAACAGUAUUUCUGUGAAGAUGUGCCCUCAGCAGAGAGCUCGUCACGAAGCCUACAACGAGCCGUCUAAAGAAACACAGAGAUGGAUGGCAGAGGCAAGACAGCGCGUGUGCACGCAUCUAAAUCAUCAAAAAUCCCGUCAGGUCUGCGACCCCACCGCUGCUGCCGAGCGUCAAAAUCAACUCGCAGCACAAUUAAAAGCCGCCGAGGCGAGGAAUCGUGUUAGACAACUGAGACUACACUAUCAAGACCUAAAGGAGCAGGAAAUUAACUUAAUGAUUUCAUGCCAGUCUAACGCGCAGAGGGCUGUACGCCUGGAGCAUUUACUCACUGUGAGAGAGAGGAAGAUAAACCACACAGACUGCAUGGACCAAUUCCAGAGACGAAGAGUUGAAGAGAUCCUAGAGGAUGAGAAAGGCCUGACCAUCAACCGCAGAUGACUGAAGACAAAGAAACAUAUUUUCUGAAUGAUCUGAGACUGAAAAUGCAGACUAUAUUGUGGCCCUGCAUACCAUUUUUUAUGUUUGAUUGUACUUUCUAGCCAAUGAACUUUGGUUUCUAGCAUGCAAGAUAUGAACAGUAAAUGUGUUUCCAUCAUA
Messenger RNA from Ctenopharyngodon idella (grass carp), 643 nucleotides. Its product is annotated as protein LKAAEAR1-like. The transcript is spliced from 3 exons. Bases 26 to 484 code for a protein of 152 amino acids. NCBI's taxonomy places the organism in Eukaryota, Metazoa, Chordata, Actinopteri, Cypriniformes, Xenocyprididae. The record is from RefSeq and is a predicted model, not a curated record.